Messenger RNA from Exophiala mesophila, 769 nucleotides. RefSeq lists its product as uncharacterized. Gene Ontology annotation, cellular component: glycosylphosphatidylinositol-N-acetylglucosaminyltransferase (GPI-GnT) complex. Bases 155 to 769 code for a protein of 204 amino acids. The record is from RefSeq and is a predicted model, not a curated record. The transcript has a single exon. NCBI's taxonomy places the organism in Eukaryota, Fungi, Ascomycota, Eurotiomycetes, Chaetothyriales, Herpotrichiellaceae. Gene Ontology annotation, biological process: GPI anchor biosynthetic process.
AGUUCGGUUCAGUUCGAACCACCUCUCCCAUUUUGCAUUCCGCAUUUUGCAUCUCGACCAUUCAUCUAGCCUUCACCUCCCCCAUCUUGUUUCAUCUUUAGUCGAGUUCCCAACCCAUCUGUCGACAUCCACCCGAGCGGGGUCGGGUCAGGUCAUGUUCUCGCGAUCGACACAAUAUCUCGAUAUUUACUGUCCUUCGCCCACAACUGUUUCAUUCACGGUCAACACGCGGCCGCGGUCCACUCGGAAGGAACAGCUGCUCGCUCUUGUCCGCCACGUGCUACGAGUUAUUCUCAUCCUUCACGUUGUGCUUGUGACGGUGGCCAAGCUUGGGUCUGGAACGGUUCACGACCAUGUCCAAAUUCUGUUUCGGGCCAGUCUAAUUGGUCAAGGCCUUGUCAGACGCAUUGCCGAAUACACGGAAUGGUGGCUCCUUGUCCCACUGGGUCUCUUGAUCGUGUACCUGUGUCUAAGACGGGAUUAUGUACAAGAAUCACUGCUGGUGUUGCAAGGGCUAGGCAUUCAGACGUCAACCAGUUCGGCGUACUACUUUUUACCCGCCACCUCGACGUUCAUCCCCACCACACAGAUCCAAGACAUUGUGAUCCAUGAGGCAUUCAAGGGGCUGGAGGUGAGAUAUUACUUGGCCGUGAUUGUGGAAAACGCCACCGACGUCUUGGUUGUGUUUCCCAGCCUUCUACCUCGACGAGAAUUGCUGGAGCAGGUCUGGCGAGGUAGUCGAAAAUGUCUGUAUUCUGGUAUUCGCUAA